This is a messenger RNA of Hippopotamus amphibius kiboko, 204 nucleotides long. RefSeq names its product defensin beta 123 (gene DEFB123). The record is from RefSeq and is a predicted model, not a curated record. The transcript is spliced from 2 exons. Gene Ontology annotation, cellular component: extracellular region. Lineage: Eukaryota; Metazoa; Chordata; Mammalia; Artiodactyla; Hippopotamidae. Gene Ontology annotation, biological process: innate immune response. The coding region runs from base 1 to 204 and encodes 67 amino acids.
AUGAAGCUCCUUUUGCUGACUCUGGCCGCACUGCUGCUCUUGUCCCAGCUCACUCCAGGUGGCACUCAAAAAUGCUGGAACCUUCGUGGCAAAUGCCGCCAGAAAUGCUUCAAGAGGGAAAGGGUCUAUGUUUACUGCACAAAUAAUAAAAUGUGCUGUGUAAAGUCCAAGUACCAGCCAAGAAAUUUCCCAUGGAAAGUUUAA